AUUACGCAUUUUAAAACGUAGCCUAUGUGGAGAAGCACCAACAAGCUCUUUAUGCGAAGCAGCAAAAGGGAAAUAAAACGUUUGUUAUCAAGUAUAAAAAAUAUGGCUGCUUCAAACUAUCUGCAAUCUGAAGAUCAGUUCCUCUGCUGCAUCUGUCUGGAUGUGUUCACUGAUCCAGUCACAACAUCAUGUGGACACAACUUCUGUAAAGACUGCAUCACCAAACACUGGAAUUCUAACUACCUGUACCUGUGUCCUAUGUGUAAAAAAGAGUUCAACACAAGACCUGAGCUGCACGUUAACACUUUAAUCUCUGAGAUGGUAGCUCAGUUCAGAAAGGCGGCUCAACAGAAAGCCAGCAGCAGCAGCAGACGCUCAGAGCAACAAGUCUUCAAACCAGGAGAAGUUCCCUGUGACGUCUGCACUGAAACCAAACUGAAGGCCCUGAAGUCCUGCCUGGUGUGUCUGACCUCCUACUGUGAGACUCACCUGGAACCUCACCUGACAAAGUCAGGUCUGAAAAGACAUCAGCUCAUCGACCCUGUGGAGAACCUGGAAGACAGGAUGUGUCCGAAGCACGAUAAACCUCUGGAGCUGUUCUGUAAGACCGACCAGACAUGUGUCUGUAUGCUCUGCAUUGUUUCAGACCACAAGAUGCAUGAACUGGUUCCUCUGAAAGAAGGAUAUGAAGGGAGGAAGGCAGCGCUUGAUGUUCAAAUUCAGCAGAUGAUCCAAAAGAGACGACACAAUAUUCAGGAGAUCAAAGACUCAGUGAACCUCAGUAAGGAAGAAGCAGACAGAGAGGUAGCAGAAGGUGUUCAGGUCUUCACUGCUCUGAUGGAGUCUGCUAGAGGACUGAACAAACUCAUGGAUACGGUCAAAGAGAAGCAGAAAACAACUGAAAAACAGGCUGAAGGCUUAAUCAAAGCCCUAGAACGGAACAUCUCUGAGCUGAAGAAGAGAAGCACUCUGAUGGAGCGUCUCUCACACUCUGAAGACCACCUCCAUCUUCUCCAAAGCUUUCCAUCCUUGAAAGUUGCUCCACAAACCAACGACUGGAAAAAGGUCAGCAUCCGUCCAUCAUCACAUGAGGGAACUGUGGUGAGAGCUGUGGUUCAGCUGGAGGAGACACUCAGUAAAACUCUGCACCGCUCGUCAUCUCUACGGUCACGACAUUUUUUUUUUACAGGUUCCCAGAGUGCCGUAGAUGAUCCUACCGGACACUGAGCGAGGGGCGGGCAACACCUUCGACAUGUUAUCAAUUACGAGCAUGACAAAAGGAGAAGCAAGGGGACCAAAGGAACAUUUAAGCUGCCGCUGAAACAGGGAAACUCCACACAGAAGAGCACGGCAAGUUCGAACCUAAAACCAUCUUCGUGUGAAAAUGCCAGCCGCAUCACCCUGCCGCCCAGAGAUCAAAUUUAACACAGUGGGAAUUGAGUGGAAAAAAAGAAACGCCGCAAGAUAUCUUGAUGUAUAGCUACAGACAAUAUAUUGCCGAAUGUUUAAUAAAGCUUCAUUUCAGAGUAAGGCCUAUUUCUUUGCCUAUAGGGUCUACAGAGUAUGUGUCAUUGUUAUGCAUUGACAAAGUGGUUUAAUAGAACAGAUACUGACACAUUUUUCCAUUAUGUUAAUUACUGUAGCCAAUAUUUUGUUUUCUGUUAUAGUUUAAUGUUGUGAUCUUUAAUAUUUCAGUCCUCGUUGAUUCGGUGAAAUGCUGGGUACUUGUGAACAAAGCAAGAGUGGUUUAAUACAAGUGUAAAGCUGCUUGAGCAACUGCUUAGUCAGAACUACAACAGAAGAGCAGCUGCAGCACAAAUAGACCAGGAGCAUAGCAAUAGAGCAAGACAACAGUCUCCGCUCAUGCACACUAGCUCCUGUGGGUAUUGUCCACAGUAUCUGACCAUUGCAUGUAUCAUAUAUGUGUAAUGUGUGUAUAUGUAAAGCGCUUUGAGUCAUUGAUAAAGCGCUAUAAUAAAUGUAAGGAAUUAUUAUUAAUUAGCUAGGAUGGCAGCAUAUUGUUUUUAGGAGCCUUGAAGAAAAAGGCAUUUGUGAAGGAGGGUGACAAAAGUUGUUCGUUUAAACAGAUUGUGUGUAUCUUUCAGGUCUGUACGUUGUGUAGGAAUCAUUUCUUUUUUCAAAUGUAAUUCAAUUACAUUUCUAUGUUUACUGGCCUGUGCCACUCUCAUCCUUUGUGUACUCAUUAUGAACCAAAAUGUGUUUUUUGUACAAGAACAGCUAUUAAAAUAAUCGAUAGACUCCUU
This is a messenger RNA of Gymnodraco acuticeps, 2264 nucleotides long. Its product is annotated as E3 ubiquitin/ISG15 ligase TRIM25-like. NCBI's taxonomy places the organism in Eukaryota, Metazoa, Chordata, Actinopteri, Perciformes, Bathydraconidae. Gene Ontology annotation, molecular function: zinc ion binding. The coding region runs from base 25 to 1227 and encodes 400 amino acids. The record is from RefSeq and is a predicted model, not a curated record. The transcript is spliced from 4 exons.